AGAAUGUAAGUUUUCCAGCAGAAAUCUCCUUCUGCCAGAAGACAUAUAUAUACAAUAUAUAUACAAGUGAAAGCAAGAUGGCCCAGAUCCCGACCAGAUGGCCGGUUUCACCGUGCGGUGCCUGAGGUGGUCAUCAGGAUCUACAUUUAGCUGCAGCAGACUUGAAAUUAUGUCCAGUUGAUGCUGCAUGAUUCAUUAGCAUCAGCUGGUGCUGGCUGGAAAGGAAGGGAGAAGAAUGGACUCCGUUAUAUCACUUGGAUACAAAAUAUUAAAGAUAAGCUUUGAUGUCUUUCACUUCUGAAGUAUCUUGGAAAUGAACGUGGAUGGAAGCACGUAAAGCUGAGCUAUCAGGAAGGAAUGGGAGGAUGCUAGCAGAGUUUCUGAGCUUGCUUUUCAAUGUGAUUGCAGCCAUACUAAGCUUUUUACCAGGGCUGCCUCCAGUCUAUCCAGCCCUGUCCAUGGACAGCAUUUCUGUUAGCAGUGAAAGUGUCACUGAAGGGUGCAGACCAUGAGUCACAGGAAUUCUCCAUUUGCCUCUGUACUGGUGGUGUCACUGAGAAUGGGAGCUUCUGCAGAGACUAAAACCUGAUACGGUUCAUCCUGGGGGAAGAAGAGCCUGAAGUAGAAAGUAGCAAUGAACGCAAGAGCACACAGCUGUUGCACAAUCCAUUCUGUGCUCCACAUAUCUGUCCAUGUUGUCAGCCGCUUGUGUAUCAAGUCUGAGGAGGAGGAAGAAAUACGAGGUAUGUUAACAACAGCCAGGUACUUCCCAUUCGCAGUUUUAGCAUGCGAGAGGAAGUGAUGUUCGAUGAAUAGAGCUGAUCAUAAGUUUUCUGAUGCAACGCUUAUUCUUUUGAAAAUGUUGAUUGGAUUUGUAUUGCUGGGUUGGCUGGUUCUCCAGCUUCAUGGAAACCUGCUUGGAAAGUUGUCAUGCUUUCGUAAAUCUUCUGGACCCACCUGGCCUGUUCCACUGGCCACCCACCAUUCUGUGAUGCCAUGACACUGCUGGCUUCCCCCAGUUACCAGGAGCUAUCCCCUGGGCUGGUCAGCAAUUGAGUGAGCUGCCCAUCUGAAGUCCUUCAAUUAUUGGCCAAUUCCUUUGCUUCCAGCUUGCCAGAUCCUGUAGCUUCAAAGAUCUUAGCCCACCCAGGUGACUGCCUGGCCACCCACAUAGCAGUGGAACAGCAAUGUAGGCAGAGUCCUGGCAUGGGAACUGAGGCAUCAGCCCAGAAAUGUUUCAAAAUAUAUUAUUUCUAUAUACGGGGGUGAAACCUUUUUGGGAAGGGUGAAGGGAGGUGUGCCAACAUGAUUUCCUCUGAGAGAUGAACAUUCCAGUUCCCGGUGCUGGUACAGGCAAGUCACGGGACAUUUUGGCUUUUUGCGGUUCACUACUUGCUUGCCAGUACUUGGCUGACAAAUGCAGUCAGUAUGUAUGUGAGUACACAGAAAGGAAGACCAGCAAUUAGUGGGUUUGAAUCAUACAAGGUGAGGGUCUCUGCUGCUUUGCAACAUAUCUGUUGCACUGGGAGAGAUUGUAGGAUACAAGCUGCUCUUGUUGCAAAGGCGGCACCAUUACUGGUUUGUGCUCCGUUGCAUUGGUAGGCUGUGGGUGAGGCUUGAUUCCUGGAGGUAUUUAUGGGAGAGGUCACCAUCUGAAAUCUAGUCUUCUAUCGUAUCUCUGCCCCUGGAAGCUAGAAUCUCUGAGUGAGUGCAUCUCUUCCAAUGUGGGCUCUCCCUGGCUAAGGCAAGGAGACCUGAUUUUGGACCUUUGGCACAUAGUUCUGGAUCAUUUGGGAAAGGAGGCAGUUUAGGUAGAUUAUGUUAAUUUUGUGCUCUGAACAGACUCAGUAACUCAUGAUCUACACAAAGGUUUUCUGGCAAGUUGGCCGUAUCAUGUCUCACCUGCCACAUAAACCAUGAAUGUUGGAGGCCUAAUGUUAAAAACACACUAGUUCUCUGAGACUAUAAAUUUCUAUUGACUUUGGUAGGAGCUUAGAACUAUUCUGGGUUCUCAGCUUUCAAAAAGCAAUGUACAGAACUCUCAGGAGCUUCAGAAGUCCCACAGCAUUACAAAUUAAAAAAGAGCUGGGCCUGUGAAAAUUAGUUUCCCACUAGAAUCACAGCAUUUAAAAUUGCAAUCAAGUGUUAAGUUUUAUGUGCUGCUGAAACAGAAAAAUUAAAGCAGACUUAAUAUGCAUGUAUAAAGACAUUCAGAGAUAGUAUCGGGCUCCAUGGAUGACUCUGCCUUGGCACAGGGUAGACUAGCUUUCCUAACAUGAACUGAGAAGCUCGGCGUGUUUCAAGUGCCAGACUCUAUCCUCACAGUGAUCUGCCUUCUGUGCUGGGCUAAGGGGAGCAGGUGACAGAAAGCAGCUUUCAUAAAGCUGAGAGUAAUAAUCUCAGCAAAGUGAGUCCCCAGUUGCAAUAUUAGGAAAAAAUUCUGACUUCUUUUUGUCACAUGAAUGACACAAGUGGACUGGAAGAACAGCCACACAUCUAAUUUUUGUCUUUGAAAUAUUUUCUCUAGGGAUAAGUAUCAAUGCAGAAGGAGCUUCUGUAUUAAAUCCCCAUGACUCUGUAGAGCCCAUGAAUUCCUCAUGAAGCAGAUCUUGUGGGCUAUGUUAUUUGCCCAUGAUCAGAUUCCCACUUCUGAACUUAUGAUCUCCCUGUCAGACGUAGGCAGAAUCUCUUCUCCACACAGAGGAGGCAGAGGGUGGAGCUCAGCGCCUGUAUAAAUUAUAUGUGUCCUUCUGGUUGUUUCAGCAGCAACAACAAGCUGUGAGUGUGUUUGUCAGCUGACAGAUCUGUUAUCCAAAUCGGGUUUUCUGCUGCUGUCGCCAUCUUGCGUGCCAUGGGGAGCCCACCAGCCAAGAUGAAGAUUUGUCCCAUCUACUUGCUUUCCGUAAGAAUCAUACAAGCCAGGAACAUCAAAUCAAGAGACCUGUUUCCACUUUCCUGCCAAAACUUUGCGGGGCAAUGUUAUUCACUGCUUGAUACCAGUCUGAAGUAUUUAGGCAUCUCGGGCUGCAGUAGACAUCUUCAGUCAAGUCCAGACUCCAGCUCUGAAAGACAUCAUCUCGGAGAUUUCUUUUCACACCGAUGUCAAGCUCCACAAAUGACUGCAUCAGACUGCUAUGUGCGCUUGUGGCUGCCAUCUGCUUCAAAUGAAAAGCUUCAGACCAAAACCAUCAAGAAUUCUGACAACCCUGUCUGGAACGAGACUUUCUACUUUAGGAUCCAGAGAGAAGUUGAGAACGUUUUAGAAUUGGCAGUGUGUGAUGAAGAUCCACUUACGAAAGAUGACAUGCAGUUCACAGUUCUUUUUAAUGUUGCUAGAGUCAGACCUGGAGAGAGAGUCCGUGAGACAUUUGCUUUGAAAUCAGAGAAAGAGAGGUGCUCUAAGAAAUGGGAAAGUUUGGAAGUGGAGUUCUGGAUGGAAAAAAUUCCUGGCCCUCCAGAGUAUGUCAUUACCAAUGAUGUCCUAGUGUCACGUGAAGUUUGGUGCUUGGAAGUGCAAGUGGACAGUAAUGAAAGCAGGAAAUAUUUGAAAGAGGGUAAAAAUCUUGUGCUUACCGUGCCUGCAUCUCAUGAAAGAACACAGAAAGCUACAGAGGAGACAGAUACUUUCUACUUCCAUUGUGUGAAGGCUUGGGAGCCAGUUCUAAAAGCCAGGCUGCAGAAAGUUUCUGAUAAGGAAGAUGACAGAAACAAUUUAAGUGACACCUUAACAGUACCACUGAAAUUUCUCCCUGUUGGACACAAAGUGAAAGUAACCCUCCCUGUAAGACAUAAUGUGCCAUUGCAGCUGUACCUCCAACUAAAUGAUUGCACGGAAAAACUAGAUGUGCGCUUAGGAUAUGAUCUAUGCCGGGAAGAGCAGGAAUUCUUGCAAAAAAGGAAGAGAGUGGUUGCCAGUGCCCUGAAAAGGGUUCUUCAUUUGGAAAGAGAUCUACAUGGACACGAGGUCCCAGUAAUAGCUGUUAUGGCAACAGGCGGAGGCCUCAGAGCAAUGUCAGCUAUGUUUGGCCACCUCUUGGCUCUUCAGAAGCUAAAUCUGUUGGACUGUGUUACCUAUCUCACUGGGGCUUCUGGCUCAACAUGGACCCUAGCAGACCUGUAUGAGCAUGCAGAUUGGUCACAGAAGACUCUGGAGGGGCCACUCAGAGCAGUAAAAGAACAAGUGACAAAAUGCAAACGCAACCUUAUGUCUAUGGAACAUCUGAAAUAUUAUCACAAGGAACUUGAUGAAAGGGCAAAAGCUGGACACGUCUCAUCUUUUACAACCUUGUGGUCACUUGUUCAGGAAAUGUUCUUACAUGAACGGCCAAGAAAGUACAAACUCACAGACCAGCGGAAGGCAUUGGAGCAUGGACAAAACCCACUGCCUUUCUAUGCAGUCCUCAAUGUCAAAGAGGAAAAGUUCAGUACUUUCAAAUUCAGAGAGUGGACAGAGUUCUCUCCUUAUGAGGUGGCCAUACCAAAAUAUGGAGCCUCCAUUCGUUCAGAAUUUUUUGACAGUGAGUUCUUCAUGGGAAGGCGAGUGAAGAAGCUGCCAGAAUCUCGGAUCUGCUAUCUGGAAGGUCUUUGGACAAACAUUUUUACUAGGAAUUUGCUGGAUGGCUUAUACUGGUCCUCAAAUUCAAAUGAAUUCUGGGAACGAUGGGCCAAAGAUAUGGUAGAUAUAGAAAAACAUUCCCCUGAGGAGGAUACCACUAUCAUCGAACCUCCGUCUUGUUUGUCAGGGAAGUUGUAUGAAAUGUUUCAGGACAUUAUGACCAAGCGUCCGCUACUGGGAAAGUCUCAUAACUUCCUGAGAGGCUUAGAAUUUCAUAAGGAUUAUAUCCAUCAGAAAAAAUUUAUUGAAUGGAAAGACACUGUGCUGGACUCCUUCCCUAACAAUCUGACACCGCUGCAGAAAUAUCUUUGCCUGAUAGAUGUUGGCUAUUUCAUUAACACCAGUGGUGCAGCACUUUUCCGGCCAGAAAGGAAUGUAGAUGUCAUUAUCUCACUUGAUUAUGGUUUGGGGAAUGUGUUCAAGCAAUUGGAGAUGACAUACAAAUAUUGCAAGAUACAAAAAAUCCCUUUCCCCAAAGUGGAGCUAAGUGAAGAAGAGGAGAAGAACCCAAAGGAAUGUUAUGUGUUUUCGGAUCCAGAGGACCCCAGAGCACCCAUAGUAAUUCAUUUUCCCCUGGUGAAUGAUACCUUUAAGGAAUUCAAGGAGCCUGGGGUAAAGCGCAGUCUCUCAGAGAUGGAAGAAGGCAAAGUAAAUCUGGAGAACAACUGCUCACCCUAUUACCUCAUUAGGCUAAUCUACUCCCCUGAAAAUUUUGACAAACUUGUGAACCUAAGUAAAUACAACAUCCUCAACAACAGAGACCUGCUCCUCCAGGCAAUCCAGAGUGCCGUGGAACGGAAAAGAGGUGGCAGGACUGGGAAUCUCCCCAGCCACUCUGGAGCUGAAUAUGCAUAGGCUGGGUUUUCCUACUUUUCCCCACUGAAGGCUACGACGGUCACAUUACAACACACAACAAUCACAUUAUAACAUGUCACAGUCACAUUACAACACAUCAGUGUUCAUUACUUGCAGGAAAUUGAGGAAACCUGUACAUUUCUCAUCUUGCCUUGUUCAAGUUCCUAGCUUUCAAAAGGAACUUUCCUUCACCAAGUUUUCUGACCGUAAGAGCCUCCCACUCCAGUUUUACUUGAUAAGAAAGGAGGGUCCUGGUUAGCAGAGACCUUCCAGGAACUUCCCAAUGUUAUAAAAAAUGGUGGUGGUGAUAGUGAUAGUACUUUACAUGUGCCUGUUCCCUCAGUCCUGAGCCCAUUAUCAGUGUCUUUUGAAUGAUUCAUUACAAACCAAGUCCUGGCCAUUUGCAUUCAGUAAUGUCCAGAUUUUCAGAUAGGCUGAGUACUAGAAUUUGCACUGAAUUGGUGGGCUCAGCUCUGAAGUCAGGCCAAAGAGUCAUAUAUACCUGUGAAUAAUAGCCAAACUGCAACGUGGACCAUUACAUUCUGUCUGGCUGAUUCCCCUUACCGAUCUAGAAGUUAUUCCUUUAUUCCAUUCCCCUGCAAGAGUUUGGCACAGAAAUGCUGCUCCAGACUGUCCCAAGGGGGGCAGUUACAUUUCAAGGAGAGAGGACAUGAGCUGCAGAGGGCGAGUCAUUCUUUGAGUUUUGGCUGGAGGAAAAAUUCUGCAUAAGGCAUGAGUGAUUAUAUUCAUUUAUACGGGUAGAGCCUUUAUGAAUUAAAAUGUCAAGAGCUUUUGAUACCAGAAAUUCAGGGAGGGUAGUUACCAUAGACACAAGUACACUUAAUUUAAUAAUAAUGACCAAGACAUAAGCUAGUGUUCCUUAUGUGUGUGAACUGAGUGUAGGAUGUAAAGGAGUGUGUAUAGUCAUUGUAUUUCACACCCAGAAGAUUUUUUUUCCCUUUACAGUCUUCAAUCCCUAACAUCAUAUGCAAGGUAUUUUUAAUAGGUGCUACAGUAAAAGAGAGCACAAAAAAAAAUACUA
Molecule: messenger RNA, 6512 nt
Organism: Oxyura jamaicensis (ruddy duck)
Lineage: Eukaryota; Metazoa; Chordata; Aves; Anseriformes; Anatidae
Product: cytosolic phospholipase A2 beta-like
Exons: 28
Coding region: 2852-5470 (872 amino acids)
Biological process (GO): glycerophospholipid catabolic process
Cellular component (GO): cytosol
Molecular function (GO): calcium-dependent phospholipid binding; calcium ion binding
Source: RefSeq, a predicted model, not a curated record